AUACUGGGUAGGAAAAUUUUGACAUUUACCUUGUGGACAAACAAAACAAUUCUUUGACAAAUUAAAUAAAAAAAGACCGCAAAGAAUCCCAGGAUUUUUUAAGAGAAAACAAAAUGUCUCGUAAAGAAGCUCUAUCACAAUUUAUAAAUCAAAUUCAUGGACGUCCGGUUGUUGUAAAACUCAACAGUGGUGUUGAUUAUAGAGGCGUUUUGGCAUGUUUGGAUGGUUAUAUGAAUAUAGCUCUUGAUCAAACUGAGGAAUACGUCAAUGGCCAACUAAAAAACAAAUAUGGAGAUGCCUUUAUACGUGGCAACAAUGUUCUAUACAUAUCCACACAAAAAAGAAGAGUAUAAUUUAAAAUAAAACAAGUUUUUAUAUGGA
This is a messenger RNA of Lucilia cuprina (Australian sheep blowfly), 381 nucleotides long. Its product is annotated as U6 snRNA-associated Sm-like protein LSm6. NCBI's taxonomy places the organism in Eukaryota, Metazoa, Arthropoda, Insecta, Diptera, Calliphoridae. The record is from RefSeq and is a predicted model, not a curated record. Bases 114 to 353 code for a protein of 79 amino acids. Gene Ontology annotation, cellular component: U6 snRNP; nucleolus; sno(s)RNA-containing ribonucleoprotein complex. Gene Ontology annotation, molecular function: RNA binding. Gene Ontology annotation, biological process: maturation of SSU-rRNA; mRNA splicing, via spliceosome. The transcript is spliced from 2 exons.